Molecule: messenger RNA, 2555 nt
Organism: Phaedon cochleariae (mustard beetle)
Lineage: Eukaryota; Metazoa; Arthropoda; Insecta; Coleoptera; Chrysomelidae
Source: the annotation of a GenBank genome assembly
AGUGAUCAAGCAGUUUUUCAUAAGGUAGUUUCUUCACUUGAAAAUGCUCUGUUCAUAAAUAUAAAGGUUAAAGAAUUUGUUAUCUUCUAGUUGGAUUAUUUUUCGGAAUUCGAGAGUUUAUUAAUGAACAAAAUAUGCCCGCAUCAGUGCGACCCAAAGGGUCAGGUAGUAGCAGAAAUACGACUGUAGCCCCAAUGUCUGAAAGACAACAAAUGGCUUUGUUGAUGCAGAUGACGUCCAGCUCCAAUGAGACGGGUUCGAGAAGCCCCAGUUCAAAUUCUCGCUUGAGGGAUCGCAAUGAAAGAGGUGAAACUCCCUUGCAUUUAGCGGCUAUUAAAGGGGACGUUGAGCAAGUGUGUAAAUUGUUGGCACAUCGUGCAGAUCCAAAUGUAGCUGAUUUUGCUGGUUGGACCCCCCUUCAUGAGGCCUGCAAUCAUGGGUGGUAUGAAGUGGCUUACAGGUUGGUACAAGCUGGAGCCAAUGUCAAUGCCAGAGGCCUAGAUAAUGAUACUCCUCUUCAUGAUGCAGCCAUAAAUGGCCACUUGCAACUAAUCAAACUCCUAGUUGAACAUGGAGCUGAUAUUCAUGCCAAGAACUCUAAAGGGAAAGCUCCUUUGGAUGUUGCUCCACCCAUGGUUAAACCAUACCUUCUGAACACCAACUUGCCUCUGCCAGAAAACACAUCUAGCAGCAGGCCCCCACCGCGCACCUCGAGGGAUGACAAGAAACCCCCGCCCAGCGAUCUCCCGUCCACCUCCGCCACCUCCAACCCAAAACCCCCCAAAGACGAGCCCAUGGAGCAAAAGCCGCCGGCCGAUGACGCGUUCGAGUUCAAGGCCGUGAAAGAGGGCGAUCCGGCGCCGGCCGAUCAGGCGGUCGACGCGCCGGACGCCGGCGCCGGAACGGAGGACGCGCCGGGCACUGCAAUGGAACAGGGGGAGGAGGCUGGAGCUGGCAAGAGAGGGUUUUCGGAAGCGAACGAGGGAGCGGAGGAGGGGAAUGUGGCGGCAGGCGGUGCUGAGGAGGAAAGUCGAAGGAAGAAACGUAAGGAGGAGAACGCAAAAGAGGGGAAGACCGCUACACAGAGGAAUACAGGUCAAACUAAAGGACAGAACAGUAAGCAGUCUGCGGGAAGCCAAAACAAGGCUGGUGCCUCCAAUUCAACCAAAGGUGGCAACGACAAGAAAAGUCCUUGCUCCAGCCCGAAACCAUCCUCCACAGAUGCAGACAGCGAAGACGGAAAAACAGAUUUGAAGGUACCUCCAUUAAAAAUAGUCAUCCCUCAAACGAGUAACAGCGAACAGGACAACGGCGCAGGCAGGAACGGAAAGAGCAGCUCUCAGAGAGCCCACCAAGCUCUACCUUACGUCGUCGCCAGUUCGAGCAACAGCGAUGCUAAUAGCGAAAAAGACAGCUCUUCGACGGCAGCGGGUAAUUCCGAGUCGGGGUUGGUUUCCAACAAGGGCGAUGAGAAGAAAGAUGCAGCCAGUAACAGUACUGAUGAGGUACCGUCGACCGCAGAGCCGGACCCGCCACCGAUCGCCUCUACCUCCGCCACCGCCUCCGCUGCGUCGACGCCUUCCCAGCCAAGCGCUGCCCCUUUGCCCCCGCCGCCGCCGCCCCCAUCUGCUGCCGCGCCUCCCGUCGAGCUGCAUCCGCGCAAGCGCAAGAUGAAGCAGAGCAGGGGCGAGGGAGUGGGCGGGGCUGCGGGGGCGGUCGGCGGCACACCUGUCGCUCCGCCCUCGGAGCCGCAGGACGCGCUCGCCGCUGAUGCGCAGGCGCAGGCGGUGCACCCGCACGACCAGCCCAUCACCAAUUGCUACCAGCUAUACUUGAAUAUCAGGAAUCAGAUAGCGAAGCGCCGCCGCGGGCUGUUCCCUGUGCAGCCGAAGCCGCCGCAGGGCUUCAAGGACUACCUGAUGAACCGGUGCACGUACGUGCUGGCGGGCACCGCGCCCACCACCCCCAACGUCGCCCAUCCGCCCACCUUGCCGCAGCAGAUGAAGGAGCUGUUCACCGAGCAGGAGAAGGAGAGAUACAGACUGAGGACGCAGCAUGUUAUAGAAAAAGAGAAACUUGUUUUGUCUGUGGAGCAAGAAAUUCUGAGAGUGCACGGAAGGGCGGCCAGAGCCCUGGCGAAUCAGUCCCUGCCGUUUUCUGUGUGCACCAUUUUGAGAGAUGAGGAAGUUUAUAAUCUUAUAACUCCCGAGCAAGAAGAGAAAGAUCGGAAUGCUCGAUCGCGAUACAACGGGCGAUUAUUUUUGAGUUGGUUGCAAGACGUAGACGACAAAUGGGAGAAGAUAAAAGAAGGUAUGUUGUUGAGGCAUCACAAUGAAGCAGAGUCUCUACAUGCUGUCCAGAAGAUGGAUUGGGAAUGGAAGAUGAAAGAACUUAGUUUGUGUGACCGUAAAAUUACGCCCAAGAUAGAGGAAGCUCAUGUUCCAAUGGUUCAUGUAUCUGAUGACUUUGAUCUUUUACCUGCCUAGGGCAUGUAAAUAUUUUAUCAUCUUAAUUAUCGGUGAAAUUUGUAUAUUUUUGUGAAUAUAUUUUUGUUG